Spirodela intermedia is the source of this 9073-nucleotide messenger RNA. Lineage: Eukaryota; Viridiplantae; Streptophyta; Magnoliopsida; Alismatales; Araceae. The record is from the annotation of a GenBank genome assembly.
AUGGGGCGGAGGAAAGGGCCACUCUCAUUCGCCUGGAAGCUGGGGCUGGGCAGCAAGCUCGCGGAAUUGCAGCCUAUCAGCCCGCCCCGGGUAUCCAACGGUAACAAUAGUGGAGCUGGGAGAAGCUGCCAUGGCGGCCUGGGCAAAGUGGAAGGUGGGACCCUGGGUCCUCCGGGGGGGCCUUGCAUGGGUGGAUUGGUCCCUAAAGGCGGAAAGAAGAAGACGGCUGGGUCGCGUCUAUGGAUGCGUUUCGAUCUAACGGGAAAGACGGAGCUUCUCGAAUGUGACAAGAGCGUCAUCAUCCAGCGUGCUGGCAUCCCGCCGCGGGAUCUUCGUAUCCUCGGUCCUGUAUUCUCCCAUUCGUCCAACAUCAUCGGUGAGAAAAAUGUUAUGUAUCAGUUUUUUAUGCUACCGUGACGGGGAAACCCCUCGAUCUCUUGAAUGGUCGGCGUAAGCCUCAGAUGAAUGCAGAAUCUUCCGGUCCCCUCUCUUGCCCCCCAACAAUCCAUGAAUCGUUUGUAAUGAAAUUCGAAAUUCCUCCGGUAUUUUUGAUAUUUUAAUGUUGGUAAAUUUCCUCGGUUUUCCGGAGUUCUCUUUCUUUGAUCUUAAGAAUUUGACUAAGAUAUUAGAGCUUGUUGGCUCCCAAUCGGUUUUGGACUUGAUACGUGUAGAUUCUUAGUCACGCUUCUUUCCACAAUCUUAAAUCUGGAAGUUGAGCAUUAAUUCUAGAGGAUGAUGUGUCGAGGUCAGUGUCCUUGCUGAUCGUCGGCAGUGGUUGACUGUCUCUUCGUAACCAACUUAUCUGUCAAUUGUCGAAAUAAGAUGGCAGAAGACGAUAAUGCAUUUUUAAUAUUGAAAACCUCUACUAUAAAAUCUAAAGUUCAUUUGAGUGGUUUCUACGUACUUGCACCGUAUCAAGGCUUGUGGAAAUUAACAGGGUGUGACCAUUGAACAGCCAAAGGAUGAGAAAAGUAUUUCUUCAAUGCCGAAAACUUUUACAUCUGACUAUCGGAAGUGAUGCUACAUUCGGAAAAAGAAAAUUAAAAUUUUAUUUUGUAAAUAUUUAGGUGUAUUGCAACAAAAGUAAAAUCAUUCUAUUUGCCGCAGUCAUUUGUGCGUGCUUAUUUGGACUAGACACAGUGGAAACUGUCAGUAUUGUGAUGUGGCUGCCCUGCUGGUCUUGGUUGCCACAUCGGACUAUACGGCUAGAUGAUUACAAGAGGAUGCCAAAUGCUUGGGCUGUACGGCUGAGUUUUUCAUAAUAAAACUCUAUCCUACACAUGCUGAGAUAAUCCUACUCUGGCUAAGAAUAAAUGUGAGGACAAAGUAAGACUAUGGAGAAUGAAGGGGUUUCUUGUUGUUUGGAGAGAUUAUGCGUCAGUUGUUGUUUUGAGUCUCACGUUGUUGCUUUCAGCACUAUGGGACUCGCACAUCCUCCUUUGUGAAUACUUUUCAAUCACUGCCAUGCGCUGGAGUUCAAUGAAAAAAGUUCACUUUAUCACUGCAGAGUGCAGCACAGUUUUUUUUUCUGGAUCUGCAGAGGUGUGCUGAAAUUGGUUGGUGCUUGACCAUCAUCUUUUUUGUCCUGUGAUGAGUUCUUCAUGCGAACCCAGUUCACAUGACACAGAAGAAAAUUCAACCUGAUUGUGUUUGAGAUGAGUGAAAUAAUUGUUGAUUUGAACCCCAACAAAGUAUUAGUUAUAAAUUUCUGUCGCUUUACCUUCACAGACAACACGUGAAACUCGCAUUUACAGCCCAUCGUUUCUUUUGAUAAUUCAUGAGCACAUGGUACUUAUCACUUCAUAAGAUUAAGUAUUUCUCAAUGUCUCACACUCUUGGCUUUCUGUUCCAUGAUUCUGUGAUGUCAUUUUUCUUUUUUUUUUUUGAUAACGAACUUUUUGAUUGAACUUGCUGAUACAAGUUUUUGCCAAUUAUCAGCGCUCUUGCUCUUGUUUUUUCCCUGUUGUCGAUUAAUUGCAGUGGUAGACAUCUUUUGAAACUUACAUACGUGAUGAAGCAGUAUUUCCCGUCUCAAAUAAUUUUCUUAGAUAAUGAAACUUUGUCGAAAUCAUGAGUGUGAAACUCAUCAAUUAUUAUAAACUUUGUUGUUCACUCGUGAUUUUGUCUUGAUGUCCAGCCAGAGAGAAAGCCAUGGUUGUCAACUUGGAAGUUGUAAGGGCCAUAAUCACCGCUCAAGAAGUUCUUCUUCUUGAUCCGCUUAGCCAGGAAGUUCGACCAUUCGUUGAUCAAUUGAGACAGCAACUUGCCUCUAGAAGUUCACCAAAAACCCAGAAUUCUGACAUCCAAGGGAAAGAAACAGGUUCUCCAAAUGGUGGAAGAUGGCUUUCUGUUAAUGGAAAAGGAGAAGGUGAUGAGUUUGAACUCCCCUUUGAAUUUCAGGUUCUGGAGAUUGCUUUGGAAGUUGUGUGUACAUAUUUAGAAUCUAGUGUGUCUGAGCUUGAGAAAGAUGCAUAUCCUUGUUUGGAUGAUCUCGCCAAAAAUGUUAGUACCAAGAAUCUGGAGCGUGUGAGAGGCCUAAAAACUACUCUUACACGUUUGCUUGCACGUGUUCAGAAGGUAUGGAUUUCGCUCAUAUGUGUUAGAUGAACUUUCAUCUUUGAGGCAUUCACCUAAUUUUUUUUCAUGUUUUCUUUGGGUAUAACUAAAAAGUUUGUUUAUCCUGUGGGAUUGCUCUUCCCUCAUCCAUAGAUGGAUUUGGUCACUCUCUAAUGUCUGUUUCAAAUUGACUGAGAUUCGGUGUUUUAGUUCCUUUUUAAAACUCCUCAUGUCAAGGAUAGCUCAUCUAUCCCCAGGUUUGGAUAUUAGAUGUGUUUCGCUAAGGCUCCAACUUUACCAAUGACUAACAAGUUCGUUCAAGCUUUGGUCAAAACAAGUAGGUAAAGUUUGAUCUUUGGUCGUGUUGUUUUUCUAUAUAAACACUCAAAGUUGAUCUGAAGAACUUAACCAAAAAAUCGUCUUAAAUUGGGUGCGUCUUGUCUCAAAUUUCUAUAUCUACAGCAUAAUUUAACAAUUGGAUUUUAGGCAUGUAUUGCCUCACAUAGCUUAAUUACCAAGAAGCUUUUGGCGUUUAUUAGCUGGGUAAAGAUUCUUAUUCUUUUGAUGACCCCAACCUUGAAUGCGAAUCAUCUUUUGAGACUUGUAUACCGUUAAAUAUUAUUUAAUUGCAUUUUGAUCAUAUGAGUUAUGUCCUUGGAACACUUUAGUGCCAUCUGAGUCUAUUCUGUUCACUUAAACUAUGUGAUUUACAAGAAUUAACGUUUUGAGCUUCAUUCAGUGCAUUGACCAGUUGCCACUAUCUUUCCUUGUUCUCUGUUGGAAUAUUUUUCUAAUAUCAGGUGAGAGAUGAGAUUGAACACCUUCUGGAUGAUGAUGAGGACAUGUCUCAUUUAUAUUUAACAAGGAAGCAGAUACAAAACCAGCAAUUUGAAGCUUUAGUUGCUACUAGUGCUUCAAACAACAAUGUGGCCCCUGUGCCUCACACUGGGAGAUUGAAUUCAUAUCACAGAACCACCAGUUUUGUGAAUAGUGUUCGUUCAGAUGACUAUGAUGUGGAGGAUUUGGAGAUGUUGCUUGAGGCAUAUUUUAUGCAGCUAGAUGGAACCCGAAAUAAAAUACUGUCGGUGAGCAUAUUUUUAUUGUGACCCCCUGAUUUUCGGUUAUGUGAUCAUUAAUAUGGAUCCUCAAAUGAGUUUUUAAGUACCAUAAAAAAGAAUGUAUCUCUGUAUCUUUAAACAGUGAUAACUAUAUGUGAUAGUGAAAAUAACCACUGCUGUUGUUUUUUUUUUAUUUAUAGGUUACACACCAUUGUAAUGUUAGCCUAGGGUGCAAUGAUUUUUUUAAUUUUUUUUACGAUAUAUCAUUUAUAUCUUGCACAGUGGUGCAGACCCUCGGGUAUAUGCAGAGAAAAAACUCAAUUCAUCUUUACAUCAUAGAUGACUGUUAUAUACAAGUACUGGGCCCACAAAAUAGGGAAACUGCCUAACAACUAGGAAACGUCUUACCAAACUCCUAACUAUACAUUCUUUCCCACUGUCUCCCUCAAGUUGGUGAAUAGGGAUUAUCCAUUCCCAGCAUGGAUAAAAUACUCUGAAAUACUGACGACUUAGUAAGUAUAUCCUCAAGUUGGCCAUGUGCAGAUACAUAUGGUGUUGAAAUCGAUCUACUUUCCAACCUCUCCUUGAUGAAGAGUCUGUCAAUCUGGAUAUGUUUUGUUCAUUCAUCUUGUGAGCUAUGCUAAUUGCAUACUCAAUACUCUAAAAUACUCUGUGCUAAACUAUCCUUGAAGACUUGAAGGUUAAGUGAGAUGACUCAAUGAGACUCUUCAACCAAAGUAGUUUAUCACAUACCUUGAGCUAUUGCUCAGAAUUCAACUUGUGUACUCGACCAUCUUAUCACAUUUUGUUUCUCACUUUUCCAUGUUGCAAGAUUGUCACCAAGAAAGGUGCAAUAUCCAGAUGCUAAUUUGUUGUCAAUCACUGAGCCUGCAUAUAUUAGCAUCUAUGUAUUUCUCAAGUAUCAAUCCUCCGUUUCUCCUAAAUUGAAUGCCUUUUCAUAAUGUCCCUUUGAAAUACUGCAGCGCUUGGUGAGUUACAAGACAAGUGCAAUAUCUUAAAUAAGCACUUGCCGAGUCUUCUUAUCCGUUAAAACUUUGAAAUAUUGUAUGCUAUAUUUGGUCAUGUAUGAGAUAGAGAAACGAGUCUUCCUACUAGACAUUGACAUUGUUGGAAGUUCUAGGUCAUAAGAAAAUAAUGUAGAUUAAGGGUGUUUUUGAAAAAUUGUCUAGGGUUCCUCCCUAUAUUAAGGGGUGUGAGAGUUGAAUGGAAAUUGAGGUGGUUUUCCAUCGUUCUCCCCUCUAUCCUCCAUGAUAGAGGUUUUUGUCCAUUUUCUACAUGGUACAAGAGCUAGGUUCGUUAGGUAAGGUUUUAUCAGCUUUGUAUUCGAUGUCAGCUCUGCUCGGCAUCUCUUGUUUGGGGGAGUGCCAUCACCACCACCACUGGAGUCCAGCUAUAUCUGGCAUCUCCUAUCUACUGCUGUUACCCAUGUCCUUCGUCGCCAUCUGCCAGUGCGUUGCUAUUAGUGUCAUGCUGCCUUCCAGUGAAGCCUUCUGCUUUUUCUGAGUAAGCUUUUGCCGAGGCCUUAUACCUUUGCCGAGUAAGUUUCCAACAAGGUCUUCCGCCUUUGUCAAGUAGCUUUCUGGCAAGGCCCUCAGCCUCUACCAAGUAUUUUUCCGAUGAGGGUUUAUACCUCCAGCUGUGUUGAUUUUUGGCGAGGCCUUCCGCCUCUACUGAGUAUCUUUCUGGCAAGGUCUUCCAUCUCUGCCUAGUAUCUUUCCAGUGUCAUCUUUAUGUAGUCAUCUUUCAAGUAUUAUCUCAACCCGGUGUUGUCUUUAGUCAGUCUGAAUUUGACAUCUUCCUUACUCCAGCUGCCAAACUCUCCCACAGUCUGCACAGUUUGGCAACUGUUUCGAGAUACAGCGGAAGCAAAAGAAAACACAGUCAACCCUAUCUAGGGCUGUUUGCCAGUAUUUAUACUAGCAUACAAUAGACCUUUCCGGUAUUAAUGGAAAAGUCUAAUGAAGGAAAUGGGGAAUGACGGAAAUUCACCUAACAAGAAAAUAAAGAAAAUGAAUAGAGGAAAGGCCUAAUAUAGAAGGCUUGUUCUGCAUAACAGCAACAUCUCGAGUAGUCUAGAAGGGAUCAUUCUACGUCGGAGCUAUUUUUGGGGCUUAACAACCAUUAGAAGAGCCAAAGGUGUAUUGAGCAGAGGUUUUCAGCAGCAGAACUCAAUUGACAAAGGAAAAGGUAGAUCAGGCACUGGGUCCUAUUCCUGUUGGAAUUUCAGCUUCCGUAUGAGUCUGAUUAUCUUGAAAACUUCUUCUAUGGUAUGUCCACGCGAGAAAUAAUAUGCAAAUAGGAUAAAAGUGAAAGGACGGCUAAAAGGGAAAAAGAAGAAGAAGAUAGAUAGGUUCAGAUCAGCAUCAUCAUCAGAGAAAUAAAAGCAUAUCCCUCUGUCCUCUGUCCUUAUUUAUUGCAACAUUUGUCUCUGUCUUUUCAAGUUCCAGAUUUGGAUCUAUUGGAGUACUUACUGGUUUGCAUACUGUCUUAUAUAUUUCUCUAAGAAGAUCUAUAACAUGUCUCUAUUAGGAGAUGAAAAAAUUUUAGACUCUUUGCUGCCUUGAUUUCAAACUCAGCCAUACACUAUUAUGUCAUCAAUAUUUACUAAGAGUGGUUUAGCCCUCCCCCCCUAAUGAUGAAUGUUUAAUAAGCAAUGUGUGAUCCCUUUGGCUUUGUCUAUACCCCAUGGUGAUUAUGACUUCUGCAAAUUUGUCAAAUCACGCUCGAGGUGAUUGCUUCAGUUUAUAAAAUACUUUGUUCAAUUUGUAUGCCAUGUAAGCAUCCAUAUUACAUAUUAAUGGCUUGGGAUCUAAUUUCUCCCUAUGAUGACCAUAAACAUAAACAAAUGAUACAAACCCAGAUAUACCAGGAACAAGACUAUUUGUAAUUUGUUGAUUUGAAUGGAAUGGUGACAAUGUUUCCUCUCCUUAAUUAGUGCCAUCACCUCAUUAAAGCAUAUAUUUGCUGGGAAUCUGAAUUUUUUUACCUGAUCAAAUUCUGGACUAAGCCCAACAAGAAAUCUUUUAAGAUAUAUGUAUCGUCAAGACAUUUGGUUUUAAUUUCCUAUAAUAGUUAAGUUCCUACCACUAAGUUUUGUACUGAUUUGCAUGUUCCAUUACUAAUUGGCAUUUUCUAUAAUGAUUAGCAUGUUCCAUAAUUGAUUUGCAUGCUCCGUAACUGUUUCCUUUCCCUAUUUUGCAGCCAUUGUCCACUUCAUAGUCUUAACUUGCAUUUCUAGCUUUAGAAUGUGUCUGUAGUCUUCUAAGCCAUAGAAUUCCAUAACCAUGUCAUAAUCAUAGAAUCUUCUUCAUCCCAUAUGUCAAAUCAAUGAUCCUCUGGUUUUGGGCUUGUACCUGUGAGAUGGUUAAUCUUUCCUUUCCUUUCAGCACAGUGAGAAAAUGUGGGAACCACUUAAGGAAUUACUUUCUGUCUAGUUUAUAUGCAGCUUGAAUGUCUGGCAAUAAUCCAGAUUGUUGAAAUUGUACUAACCACUUAGACUGUGUUGUAGCAAUCAUCUCUACAAUUUCUGACAUCCAUCCUCUGCCUUUGAUUACGUCAUGGAUUCUUCUCCCCUGUGGUCCAAGUGCCUAGAGCGAUGAGAUCCUCCUUGUUGUCAUGACCAAGCAACCCUCUACUAAACCCUAGGCUAUGGCAAAGGAAGAAGGCAAGCAAACCUCAGAUUCUCUACAAGCCAAAGAUUACAACCUGACUCUGGUAUCAUGUUGCGAACAGUGGUUCAAACCCUUAAACAAUAUGCAAUGGAAAAACCCAACUCAUAUUCACAUCAUAUGUGACUGUUCUAUAAAGUCCCAGGGUCACAAACGGGAAAUACCUAAAAGCUAAGAGAAACGAGUCAGCAAACUAGGAAAUGGUCCAACUAAUAACCGAACUCCUAAUUAUACAUCCUUUCUCACACUAUCUAUAUUCGACCACCACAACGAAAAGGCUUGAUAUCUUACCCGACGAUGGGGAAAUGGCGUAGGCGGCUAGCUAUAGCCGUCAACAACCUUUCUUUCCCGCCUACUUUUCCUUUCUGUUCUUCUUACAUGCAGUUGUUGGCAGGUGCAUUAGAACCACGAAGGACUGACAGUAGUCAGUGUGCAUGAGGACAGUUAAUUUGUGGGAGGGUAGCAGUUAGAUUUGUGGAAGUGUUCAGUCCUCCAGAUUAAUGGUACCGUUAGGCUUUUGGAGGACAUCUCGGAAAGGAAAAGGCUUCUCUGUCAGAUACCUAAAUAUUUUGAAAUCUAGUAAUUAAUAAAACUCUCUCUCUUUCUCUCUCUUUCUCACUUACUCACUUAGUUGGUCGACGAAUCAAGGGCUCAAGAAUGGGAUCACAGAUUUGGUUGAAAUCUUGUCGAAGGAGAAACAAAGCACUUUAGAUUUGGGCACUCAAAGGAUGACUUACAGAGAUGUUUCAGAAGUAUGCUAUGAGGCUGUAAAGUUUGAUGAGAAAACUGUGGGAAUAUUCGAGUGGAAAAUAUACCAAAAUACUGGUGGCAGGGGAUGCAAUGUCAGCGUAAAACCCACAGGAGAUAAAUACAUCUUUCAUAGUUAAGAAUGUCUUCUUUCAUUAUAACUCAGAACUUUAUGUCCUGCUUUGCGGUGUCUAUCAUGCAAGAUAUUACCUUACCCUCAACGCAUGAUUCCCUAGCGCUGUCUAAAUAGGGUAUUCUUACUCGUCAGCAUUUUCUUCCACAGUGGUUUAAUCAUUUUCGUUGAUGAGCUAGGCUGGCUAAUUUUCUAUCGAAUCAAUACCGUGGAAAGCUGAGAAACGUGGUUGGACUGUUGAUUCAGCUUCACUUGAUGAGUCUUUGUUGUUCAAAACCCUUCUAAGCAGUAGGUCACCUUUGAGCGCUUAAAUGGCACCCUUACAUUGAAACUAUUAAAAUCGAAAGGACCUUUGCCGAUAUGCAUUAGUUGGUUCAUUACACGCGCGAAAGAAGUGCUUGACCACAGAGUUUAUGCAUCUAAUUACCUAUAAUAUGCAGCAAAAUGUAAAAGCUGUAAAUAGAUGGAUCUGCAUACACCUAUUUAACGCUUGACAAGACCUUCUUUCCUUGUGAAUUUAUAUGUGAAGUGUACACUUGUUCUCUCCCCAAGUCAUUGCCCUUGAUGGUUUUUGGCAACAGUUAUCUCAACCUUUUCAACUUUGGAAUUAACAGGUACGUGAAUACAUUGAUGAUACAGAGGACUAUGUGAACAUCCAACUCGACAACCAGCGUAAUGAACUCAUUCAGUUGCAGUUGACGUUGACAAUUGCAUCCUUUGCAAUAGUUUUAGAUACCUUGAUAGCCGGGCUAUUUGCGAUGAACAUCCCAUGUCAGUUGUACAACGUGAACAAUCUCUUCGGUCCAUUUGUUGGAGGAACGUCAUCUGGGUGUUUCAUCAUUUUCUUGCUAAUCUUAAGCUAUGCUAGAUGGAAGAAACUGCUUGGUUGA